AUGUCGAGGCAAGCUAAAUUUGAUUAUUUGAAAAACUGCAAACGUUGCCUCAACUGUCUUGGACUUCACAAUUUUAAAUACUGUGCUUCCAACAAUUCAUGUAGAAUAUGCAAAUCAACUCGUCACCAUACUAGCCUCCAUCCAGAUAAUCAAUCUGUCAAUCAGUCAGAUAAUCUAUCUGACAUCCCGAACAAUAACAGCCUCCAAAUUGAAAGUAAAGUUUCGGAAUCUGAAUCUGCUGCCCCCAAUGAAAUUAUCAAUUCAUAUCAUAUCGAUAAAAGGUCUAUUUGUGUUGGACAAGUGCUUCUUGGUACUGUUCAGGCUAGAAUUGAAUCUGCUGACGGUACAAAGCUCCAAGUUAGAGCUGUGUUAGAUCCAGGGUCUCAAAUUUCUGCUAUCAGUCAGAAACUAGUGAAAAAAUUGGGUUUAAAAAUUAAUUCAAUCAAUAUGUCUAUUUCUGGUAUUGGUCAGACCAAUGCGCAACCAUUAGGUUUAAUAGAUUGCAAGUUGUAUCCCAAAACGGGAUUGGAGUACUUACAAGUACACGCUGUUGUGUUACCUGAAAUUACCAACAAUAUACCUUCUGCACCUUUGUCACAGGAAAUAAUUAAACAUUUCGAGCACUUAAAUUUGGCUGACGAAACAUUUCAUAUUUCUCAACCCAUAGAUAUUCUCCUAGGUGCUGAUACUUAUUCUAUCGUUUUUGAACGUGACGGUCGUAUUUCGUCUCCUGGAUAUCCUACUGCCGUAAAUACAUUUUUCGGUUGGACAAUCAUAGGUCCCAUAAAUGAAAUGUGUUCCUCUACGAAGUCAGUACUUUUGACUCAAUCUGAUCUCGGCGAACAGAUGCAAAAAUUUUGGUCGUUGGAAGAAGGUGGAGAAACUAAUAUUAUAGAUCCUGUAGAUGAUUACGUGGAAAAACAUUUCGUAUCUACUCAUUUUCGUGACGAAAGUGGUCGCUAUGUAGUGUCAAUACCAUUCAAGUUGGAUAAUCCAUAUCCAGUGCUUUCCUUUAAUUCAAAAAGAUCAUUGAAAUCUUACUUCUCUAUCGAAAAUCGAUUGAUGAAAGACGAAGCUUCCUUGAAUUUAUAUAACGACUUUAUGUCAGAAUAUUUGAAAUUGAAUCAUAUGUCACGUGCCAAAACUUCCAAUAGUUAUGUGAUACCGCAUCAUGUUGUUCGUAAAGACUCUAGCUCAACCACGAAGCUGCGAGUUGUAUUUAACGCCUCAGAUUUAGAUAGUUUGGGUAAAUCGUUGAAUGAUAUGUUGUUGGGAGGUCCCAAAUUACAGAAAGAUAUUCAAAUAAUUUUGCUUUCAUUCAGAAUGUAUCCUAUCGUAAUUUGUGCAGAUGUAGAGAAAAUGUACAGACAAAUUCUAGUAUGUCCUUCAGACCGCAAAUUUCAACAUAUAUAUUGGCGUUCAUCCCCAGAUCAGCCUGUAACAGAAUUCGAAUUGAACACCGUCACUUAUGGUUUGAAACCUUCGGCGUUCUUGGCUUUACGAGUGUUGAAACAACUCGUAUUUGACGAGGGAAAAGAUUUUCCUAGAGCAUCUAAAGUUUUAGAUGAUGAUAUAUAUGUCGAUGACAUUUUAACCGGUGCCUUUAAUGUUCAGGAAGCUAUCGAACUGCGUGAUGAGCUUCAGGUAAUGUUGAAGAAAGGCGGAUUUUCUUUGAAAAAGUUUUCGAGCAACUGUCUCGAUAUUUUGAAUGACCUGCCCCCUGAUCAUAUUGAGGCUAAGUUAGAUUUUAACGAUGAUAACAUGGGAAUAAAAAUUUUGGGUUUGAGUUGGAUUCCAGCGGUAGAUUCUUUCAUUUUUAAUGUAAAUGAAUUCAAUGAAAAACCAAGUAAACGUUCAAUUUUAUCCUACAUUGCACGUAUAUUCGAUCCAGUGGGCUUUUUAUCACCUAUUGUAAUUUCAAUGAAGCUUUUAAUACAAAAAUUAUGGUCGGAGAAACAUGAUUGGGAUGACCCCUUGUCAGAUGCUUGUCAUGGUGACAGGUCGAGAAUAGUAAAUAAAAUUCAGUUGCUGUCAAAUAUUAAAAUUCCACGGUCAAUUAUUUCUGCUCCUUAA
Molecule: messenger RNA, 2073 nt
Organism: Harmonia axyridis
Lineage: Eukaryota; Metazoa; Arthropoda; Insecta; Coleoptera; Coccinellidae
Exons: 1
Coding region: 1-2073 (690 amino acids)
Source: RefSeq, a predicted model, not a curated record